UUCUAGGCAUGCGCAGUGCCGACAGAGCGCUCUGACUGACCACGUAGCCUGUAUCAGCUGCGGUACAGAUAGCUGCAAUACACGAAUUCACGGCCUCUCAACAGUAGCAACGGGCCGCUGAAAAAAAUGGCGAGAUACCUAAGGCCUCCGAAUACAUCACUUUUCGUCAGAAACAUCGCCGACGAGUCCAGGCCAGAGGAUUUACGGCGUGAGUUUGGUCGUUAUGGGCCUAUUGUAGAUGUCUACAUUCCACUUGACUUCUAUACACGACGGCCAAGAGGAUUUGCUUACAUUCAGUUUGAAGAUGUCCGGGAUGCAGAAGAUGCUCUUCACAACCUGGACCGUAAAUGGGUUUGCGGGCGCCAGAUUGAGAUCCAGUUUGCACAGGGAGACCGCAAGACCCCUAAUCAGAUGAAGGCCAAGGAGCGCCACUCCCCUCGCAGUUUCUCUCGCUAUGAGGAUGAUCGGGAUACCCGCAGAAGACGCUCCCGGAGUCGCAGUUAUGAUCGCCGCAGGUCCCGGAGCCCUUCUUUUGACCGUCGCCCUCGGAGAUCUGAGAGCCCUAGAGACUCUCGAUCCUACAGCCGACACAGACGAAGCAGAAGCCAUGAAAAUAACAAGCACAAAGCUCCUCCCAGUGACCACCACAGAACGCACCAUGAAACAGCCUCACACUCCACCUCCCGCUCCCCGUCAGCGUCCAGAUCAAGACCAAAAGGUAAAAAGAGCCAGUCCAGGUCUCACAGCCCUGCCGAAGACUUCCACCCAUCCCAGAAACAGUCUGUCAGGAGAUCCCCAUCACGCUCCUACUCUAGAUCCAUGUCCCGGUCACGCUCUCGCUCCAGGUCCUGGGCUGGACGCAAGUCUGGAGGCCACUGACAGACUGUUCUCCAGAGCCCUCUGUUUAUGUUUUUCUAGAGGGUUCUGUUUAAUGUUCACCUCUAGCCAUUUUUGGACAUGCAUUACUUAACAUUGUUGGCUUCAUUAAUCUGGUUCAUGAUUAAUUAACUGGUUAAUAAUGUUCUGUUACGUUCCUCCCAGGUUUUUUUUGUUUGUUUGUUUUUCCCCAGACGUACAAGCAGCAGUGACAGGAGAACCACAGUAUGUGUGCACAAGAUUUUUGCUUUUGUAGCUACAAGCAUUAUCAGUAUUGACUCUAGUGUGUAUAACAUUUGGUUCCCUCUGCCAUUGUUGCUUUUAUUACUAAGAGUUUUGCGUUUGCUGCUGAGAACUGCACCAAUUCCCUCCCACACAGAGAGAGAAGGCUAGCUUCUGGUUGGGAAAGUAUGUAACAUAAGAGUACUUUGAAGUUAUUGUAAAUUUGUUUUUUGUUUUUUUGUUUUUAAAUGAUUGGAUAUAAGCUACUACUGUAGUGAGCUAUGGAACUCAUGCAGUGAUUUUGUGCGUCACUAUCUAUAAAUGCAACUGCAUGCACUCAAAGUUGAAUGCUUCAAGGUCCAACUCUGUUAAGAACUGCUGUUAUGACCUUUAUGAAGAGACCAGGGUGCAAGUAGACAUGUUAAAAGGUUGUAUUUAUAGAAAGGUGUGCAUGUGUGAAAGGAGUCUUGUGCUUCCUGCUUUCAUUUCUUAUUUGAAUACGGAGGAAUCUUUUGCCAAAGGUAAAUAAACAAUUUUGUUAUGUCUGUAAGGAAAGCACAUUUGGCUCCUGCCCUUUGUUUUUUUUUUUUCUUUCUUUUGAUACAUGUGUUAAAUUAAACUGAAGGCCUGUUUUGCCAUUAUUCACAACAUGCCCUAGUCUUAAAUGUCUGGUUUAAUUUCAGCAGGCCAACUUGUAUACUAUAGUUAUUGUGAUUGCUGUGACAAUGAAAGAUAUGCUGAUACAGCUGGUACCCAAUAAUAGAGUCAUUUUGUUAUGUAAUAAUAUACUAAAGAUAAGAAUCAAUUGUUUUUCGUGUCCCUAAGAAACUCCCUUGUUUAAACUGUUAUACCUGAUAUCUUUUGUCAAUAAAUACAUUCUUACACUGCUCUAGUUGAAUAAGCUGUGUUGUAAAGGUAGUGUCAAACAAGUGUUACUAUAUCAAGUCAAAAAUACUCAAAACACAAAGUAGGGGGGUAGGGGAGGGGAUUUAAUUUUUUGUUUUAGUUUUUUCUUCUUUUUUCGUUCAAGUUUUUCAUCAAUUCAAAGAGUGCUUUCUUGUUUUACAUUUUGUAACAAAUUAACACCAAUCGUAAACAGGGCACAUUUCAUUGUUCUUGGUGACAUUUCAUCCGAGGGACAAAUUAAAAAGCCAAUUCACUGAAAGAUUUCAAUUUUGAAUAUGGAGACUGCCAUGUAUGAUUUAGUCUGGGCAGGAAAAUAAAAAAAAGUUUACAUGAACCAAGAAAAGAAUAAUAGACAUUUUCAAUUGUCAGCAGGCGGAAGAACAGCCGAGAACCGAAAAUGUCUGGAAAAUAUUUGGUCAACUUGGGAAUUUCCACCAAUGAUUAUGGUCAGUUUCAGAAUGAGUUUUAACUUAGGCACAAAGUUUUUCUGUUUUGUUAAAAAAAAAAAAAUAAUAAUAAAAAAGUGCUAUGCUUACACACCAUUGUAAGCACAUUCACAACUCAAAUCUAUACAUAUGCAAGUCUCCUAGAGUCCAAUUGAGUUUUUUUUUCUAUUUUACUUGUUUUUCCCAUGUAGCAUCUUUAAACCUACACUGCACAAUACACAAUAAAAAAAUGUGCAAUAGCUCUGGAAAGAUCAGAGUGUAGGGGUACUGAUAGAUGCUAUAGGCAGCUUUUUUUUUUUUAACAAAAAUAUUCUUCAGUAUUGAAGUCAAGACAUGACCUUAGCAUGUCUCAUACAUUCAGUGUUAUUACUAAAAAUACUUUUGUCAAACAGGCCACAAACUUGGUCUGCAACUGUACAUAUGCUACAAGUGUUUUAUACAGUUCAUUAUUUACAUGGCUCUUGAACUCACUAACAAGCUUUCAUACUUUGUUUUGUCAUCUUUAAGCUGGCCAAAAAUGGCUCCAAUUCUGCAAAGGGAAAGCAAAGAGCCUCAACAGAGAACUGAAAGAGAAUCCAUAGAAGAUAGUCAAUUACGCCUCCGUUAAUUGAACAGCAUCCUGGCCUGUAACUUAUGAAAAAAAGAAAACAGUCUGAUUGCAGUGCAGAAGGUUAAGGGACAGAAGUGCAAGAGACAACGGGCAGCAAGUGUCUGUUGAUUAUGGGGUAGUUAACCAUUGAGGCUUAUUUGUAAACACAAACACCAGCCUCCUGUCUCACGUUGAGGCGCUUAGGCCGCUUCAGAAAUGUUCCUCAGCUCUGUCUCGCCUUGUGCACAAAAGCAUACAGCCAACAGGACCAGGCAAUGUGGGGUUUUUUCUGAGAAAACGAAACUCAGUAGUCCCACAUUUAAGCAA
This is a messenger RNA of Oreochromis niloticus (Nile tilapia), 3366 nucleotides long. It is a transcript of the gene srsf10a, whose product is annotated as serine and arginine rich splicing factor 10a. The transcript is spliced from 6 exons. NCBI's taxonomy places the organism in Eukaryota, Metazoa, Chordata, Actinopteri, Cichliformes, Cichlidae. Gene Ontology annotation, molecular function: RNA binding. The coding region runs from base 127 to 879 and encodes 250 amino acids. The record is from RefSeq and is a predicted model, not a curated record.